Messenger RNA from Penicillium olsonii, 1539 nucleotides. Lineage: Eukaryota; Fungi; Ascomycota; Eurotiomycetes; Eurotiales; Aspergillaceae. The record is from the annotation of a GenBank genome assembly.
AUGAUGGCUCUUCCGAAGCAGAAAGUGGUGGUUGUGGGUGCUGGCCCGGUGGGGUCUCUAGCGGCGCUGUAUGCUGCUUCACGAGGCGACGACGUCGAAGUAUAUGAGCUCCGUGGAGAUCUCCGGGAUCCUACGACUGUGCCCUUGAACUUCACCAAGUCAAUCAACCUGGCCCUGUCGGAACGUGGAAUCACGUCCAUGAAACAUGCAAACCGCUCUGGUCUCGUCGAGAAUGUCCUCCGUGAAGCAGUCCCAAUGCAUGGACGAAUGAUCCACGGCCGAGACCGGGGUGAUCUGUGGGAAGCUGCACAAGCCUAUGACGUUCAUGGCCGGGCAAUCAAUGCCAUUGACCGAGGAACACUCAAUAAUGCGCUGUUGGAUGAGUUGGAAAAAGCUCCCAAUGUCAAGCUAUUCUUCAACCACAAGCUGACUGGUGCGGACUUCCGCACCAACAAAGCUUGGUUCGAGCGCCGAAUUCCAGGCGAUACGCCCAUGGCUGAUGAUGAGGGUGUAGCUGGCAGAGUGCCAGAGAUCGAGGUACCGUUCGACUACCUCAUCGGUGCUGAUGGCGCACACUCCGCCUCGCGCUUUCACAUGAUGAAGUUCGCUCGAGUCGAUUACCAGCAGGAAUACAUCGACACCUUAUGGUGCGAAUUCCGCAUCCCACCCACAGAAGACGGAGACUUCCGUAUCUCACCCAACCAUCUGCAUAUCUGGCCAGGUCGCGAAUUCAUGUUCAUUGCGAUACCAUCUGCGGACAAGUCCUUCACUUGCACGCUAUUUGCACCAUCGUCACACUACACAUAUUUGGAGACUUCACCACAGGACAUACAUGAAUUCUUCGAUUCGCAUUUCCCGGGUGUGAGCCCAGAGUUGAUCGAGCCCGCCGCAUUGAGUGAACAGUUCGCCGCUAACCCGCAUCUGCCCCUCAUCAGCAUCAAAUGCAAGCCCCAUCAUUACAGUGCCAGCACAGUCAUUAUUGGAGAUGCUGCCCACGCAGUGCUUCCAUUCUAUGGCCAAGGCCUCAACGCGGGUCUGGAGGACGUCCGAGUCUUGUUCGAGCAACUGGAUAAACAUGGCGUCUAUGACCCCAACUCCAGCGUGUACACACGCAGCCUUAAACGCCAGGUAGCUUUCCAGGCAUACACCGACCAGCGUUGUGCAGACACACAUGCUAUCAACGAUUUGUCUCGAGAGAACUACUUCGAAAUGCGCGCAGGCGUCAAGUCCCCGCUGUACAAGCUUCGCAAGUCAAUCGAGGAGAUCAUUGACCACCACUUCCCCAUCUUUGGUUGGAAAACUCAAUAUGCUCGCAUCAGCUUCAGCAACCAGCGGUAUUCGGAGGUUGUUAUGGCCGUUCAACAUCAAAGUCAAGUCCUUGGUCUCGGCCUGAGUGGAGCCCUAGCCGCUUGUGCGUGUGCUCUGUCUAUCUUGAUGUGGAAGUACCCUCGAUCUUUCUCGCCGGUGGGAGCGCUUCGGUGUGUACAGCAUCUUGCAUGCGUCGGCCUGAGGAGUAUUCGCAACGUCACUCGCAUGUAA